CGUGUGCAUGUUUAUAUAUAUCUACAGAUAUUUACAAUCUUGAUCAGAUGAUGAGUGAGUCCCACAUCAAAUUGCUACUAGUAUUUGGUUAAUAUAAAUUCCUGCUUUCUUGCUUCAACAAACUCAUCGUAUAUCCAUUUUCUUUAAGUUCUGAAAAUGGCAACUCCCCAAGAAUCCUCUGCUCUUGAGCUUAUUAGACAACAUCUUCUUGGAGACUUCACUUCUACUGAUGUCUUUAUUAGUAAUCUUGAUUCUCAUAUUUCUUCUCUUGUCCACAAUCUCCAACCCGUUAAACUUGAAACCCAAGAUGAAUCUUUAUCUGGGUCUGAAUCCAACUCCUCUGUUUCCGACUCGUUUCAAUAUACCCACGAAUUUGUUGACUUAAAAUCUCAAGAGUAUUCAGGUUCUGGUUCGGUAAAGCGGUCUUCGACACCUAAAGCCAAACCGGCUGAUGAUGAUGAGAAGAAGCAUUAUAGAGGGGUACGGAGAAGGCCUUGGGGCAAGUUUGCAGCGGAGAUCCGUGACCCGAGCAGGAAGGGCAGUCGGGUUUGGUUAGGAACAUUUGACACUGAUAUAGAUGCUGCAAAAGCUUACGACUGUGCGGCGUUCAGAAUGAGAGGCAGAAAAGCAAUCCUUAAUUUUCCGCUGGAGGCUGGACGGGCUGAUCCGCCAGCAAAUACUGGCAGGAAGAGAAGGAGAGUCAAGAGAGAGGAUGUUCCGCCGGAAUCUGGUGACUUGUCACCGGUUAGUUGGGAUUCCGGUUGUGUGGGAGGGGAAGGGGAGGGAGUUUUUUUUUAUGAAGAGCAACCGUCACCGUUAUUUUGCUGAAGUGUUAGUGUAUGAUUGGUGUAGAGUUUAAAAAGGGCCCCAUAUCGAACCUGCCCCACUUAACGCCAAUAAAUCGCUUGUACAGUAUGUUAAUAUAUGUAUUGACUAUUGAGGAAGAUGUUAAUAUUAAGACCUUUAUUUAAAGUAAA
Jatropha curcas is the source of this 977-nucleotide messenger RNA. Its product is annotated as ethylene-responsive transcription factor ERF106. NCBI's taxonomy places the organism in Eukaryota, Viridiplantae, Streptophyta, Magnoliopsida, Malpighiales, Euphorbiaceae. Gene Ontology annotation, molecular function: DNA binding; DNA-binding transcription factor activity. Gene Ontology annotation, biological process: regulation of DNA-templated transcription; ethylene-activated signaling pathway. The record is from RefSeq and is a predicted model, not a curated record.